AUGAUGCUGUUAGGAACUCAGCUAUUUACUGAUAAGUCCGACAACCGCAUUCACAUUAGGUGGCUCCCAUACGUGGCUAGACUUGAGGACAUGGAUGGGUACAGUUGGGAAUCAGCUGCUCUCUCAUGGGGGUUAGGAGGGGUUGGGAAGCUGAGUAUGGUUAAAGAGCUAAGAAAGAAACAGAAACUGAAUAUGUUAGGUUUGGUUGAGUCUAAAAUGCAAGCUGUGACUAAGUUUGAUGUAGCACGAAUUUGGGGGAGCGAUGCUGUGCGGUGGGAGUUUGUAGGAUCGGAAGGCACGUCUGGGGGUCUCCUGUUAAUGUGGGAUGACUUGCUGUUCAGAAUGAAUAACUGUUACAAAGGAGAGAGAUGGUUAUGUGUUGAAGGAAUACUUUUGAAAAAUGAAUUUUGUUGUGCUUUCUGUUUGGUAUAUGGUGCUCAUAAUAGAAUAGAAAAACUUGCUGUGUGGGAGGAACUGAGCUUUAUAGCGGGCUUAUGUCAAGUUCCGAUAUGCUAUAUGGGUGACUUUAAUGAGGUUCUACAGGUUGAAGAGAGGAAAGGUCAGGACAGAUUAACUGCGUCAGCAGAAGAUUUUAAGAGUUGGGUCCAAGAUAUGCAGUUAGUGGACUUACCUUUGACUGAUCGCAAAUAUACAUGGUUUAGAGGCCGCUCUUGCAGUCGUAUCGAUAGAGUUUUAGUCAGUGUUGAAUGGACGGAGGAGUUCCCAGAGAUUCGGUUAAAAGGGGGUCCAAGAGGCCUAUCAGAUCACUGUCCAAUUAUAGUUCAGAAUACCAGGUACAGAGGUGGUUCGCGUCCCUUUCGAAGCUUAGAUUGUUGGUUUACACAUGAAGGCUUCCUAAGAAUGGUUAGGGAGGAAUGGAGGAAUCUUGGUAUAAGGACAAAUUUGGGGACAUCGAUAAGAAAAUUCAGCAACUCGAGGAGGAGAUCAGGAAGAUAG
This is a messenger RNA of Arachis ipaensis, 957 nucleotides long. RefSeq lists its product as uncharacterized. The record is from RefSeq and is a predicted model, not a curated record. Gene Ontology annotation, molecular function: catalytic activity. NCBI's taxonomy places the organism in Eukaryota, Viridiplantae, Streptophyta, Magnoliopsida, Fabales, Fabaceae.